This is a messenger RNA of Cucumis sativus (cucumber), 4399 nucleotides long. RefSeq lists its product as uncharacterized. Lineage: Eukaryota; Viridiplantae; Streptophyta; Magnoliopsida; Cucurbitales; Cucurbitaceae. Gene Ontology annotation, molecular function: protein binding; G-quadruplex RNA binding. The transcript has 7 exons. The record is from RefSeq and is a predicted model, not a curated record. Gene Ontology annotation, cellular component: NSL complex; MLL1 complex; Ino80 complex. Gene Ontology annotation, biological process: positive regulation of transcription by RNA polymerase II. Bases 322 to 2934 code for a protein of 870 amino acids.
GAAAAAAGGAAAAAAAGAAAAAGAAAAAAAAGGGUAGGAAAGAAAGAAAACCCUAAGCCCCAUGAGCCCCAUCCACUUCCUCUUCCUUCUCCCUCUCACGUGUGCUCAAGCCGCCAUACACGCACCGCCCGUCCUCUACACCUCCGGCGAUCCUGUCUCCUCUCCGACGCUAUUGCGGCAGUUCACCCACCCUCGAACCACCGGUGAUUCUCAUCUUGGACCCAUACUCUUCUUCGUUUUACUUCUCUUGCUGCUACGCUUGGUGAUAACAUUACACACUCUACAAAGAGAGACUGGUUUAGGAAUUGUUGCCCUAGGGAGAUGGGAGCUCUUGCCCCUGUCGCGCCUUGGACUCCUGAAGACGAUAUUCUGCUCAAGAAUGCCGUUGAGGCAGGUGCUUCCUUGGAAUCCCUUGCUAAAGGUGCUGUGCAGUUUUCUCGAAGAUACACAGUAAGAGAAUUACAAGAACGAUGGCAUUCUUUACUUUAUGAUCCAAUUGUAUCUGAAGAUGCAUCUAUGUCCAUGAUUGACUUUGAGCGCUCUUCUCCCCUUCCGUCAAAGUUUAACAAAUUUGGUAAUCCAAAAGAAACUAAAUGUAUUGGUGGGAAGAGAAAAUAUGGGACUGUACGUCGUCGCUAUUAUACUCUGCGUAGAAGAAUUUGCAAUGAACCAUUUAACCCUAUGGACCUGGGUUUUCUUGUUGGACCCAGUGAUAGUAACUAUGGUGUUGAAGAACCUAUAUCAGGAAAUUGUAUUCCUCCAACAUCAGAUGGUUUCGGACUUCAGGGCUCAGAGCUGGGGAUCUUGCAAUGUAAUUUUGCUCAAAAUGGGAUGAAUACUGAUGAUGCAGAACACACUUUUCAUUCUGAAUGCCAACAUACAGUUGAAAAGCAUUUUUCUAGGAGCCUUGAGAAUGGACAGGAGGGAAUUUCUCACAUUAUGGGAGAGAGUCUUCCUCUCUCGGCAAAUGAAUCUCAUGUAGAAGAAAUGGCUCCAUCAGCUGGCUUUCCAGUCCACAGUCUCUUUGAUAAUGAUUUAGAGGUGAGACAUUCUACUUUUGGUCAACUUAGCAAUGAUCAGAGAGCAAUGGGCUCUGAACUAGAGGAUAAUGAUGUCUUUAAUUCUCCUGUUUCUGAUUCUGGUGCAUCAUUUCACAAUGUUGAGUACUCAUCUCCUCUUCCUGGUAUGCCAAUAUGGAGAAAUGCCUCAGCACCGGCCUUGCCUAUUGAUGUUGGCUUUGCAGAUAAGGAUAUGCCUAUAGGUGACUCUUUUGAUCUACCUGAUGAUGAUGGGAACAAAAACAUUCAAAAUGCAAGACUAGCAGGCUAUGAUGCUCAUUCUGACUUGAAGUUGAAGAUUGAAGUCCAGCACGACCAUUUGAAAAGUCCAAAUGCCACUGCUGAAGUUGAUUUUGCAGAAUUGUCUAAUUCUCUUUUGAACUUAAGCAAUGAAGAUGAGCUACUUUUCAUGGAUGUUGAUGGAAAGGAUGUGAUUGAUAAGUCAUAUUAUGAUGGUUUAAGCUCACUUUUGUUGAAUUCACCUAAUGAAGUCAACCAUGACCAAACAACUACUGGAAUUAAUGCAGAAACAGGGUGGCCAACGGAUGCAUUGGUAGACCCCCCCACUGCAUGUUCUGGAAAGUUAUAUGAAAAAGAAUCCCAUGGUGGUGUUGGACAUUUGGAUUGUAGUUCAGAAGCCCAUCCGUCACCAUCCGCUUCUUUAGGCAGUCAAUGCCCUGGAAAAGGUAACGAACCUCUUUUUUGCGCCUUGAACACAGAAGACCCAGAAAUCCCGAGCAAUGACGAUGUUUUUCUACCUCCGUUAACACCAAUGGGGAGCCAAUUUCAAGAUUCUACCUUUUCAUCUACCAAGGAUUUCACUUAUGAUGAGAAAUCUGGUGAGACUCAGUACCUUGUGAGGGAGAGGAAAAAUCAUGGACAACCUCGUGCAUUGCACGGUUUCCCUGAAAGAGUUGAAAAGCAUCUGGUUGGUGGAGCUUCAGUUAAUUUGAACAAAUUAUCCCAUGGCAACUCCAGACACUUGUCACCUGUGAAUAAUAUUAGCUCAAUAAAUGUAAAUAGUGAUGCUAUCCAGCCUGUUGUGUUCAAGGAAGAAAACAAUGAAAUUUCUCGGGUAAAUCAUCUUGGCCAAAAUUUUUUAAAUGCUCAUGUAGAGAAGCCAGGCUUUGAUUCUGACAAUGUUAGAAGAUACACACCAAGUGCUGCUUGUGGCAUUAAACAGGAACCAGAUAUAUUGGCUACAUUGAAAGAUCAUCGUUUAUCACAGGAAGAGGGUACUCAAGGUGUUUUUUGUGCAGAACAGGAUGGAAUAUCUUCGACAUCCGAUCAAGAUGAUUUAUUAUCUAUUGACAGUGAAGACGACAUACCACAUUUUUCAGAUAUUGAAGCAAUGAUACUUGAUAUGGACUUGGAUCCAGAAGAUCAGGAGCUGUAUUCUAGUGAAGAAGUCUUAAAAUACCAACAUGUGGAGACACGGAAGAGCAUCAUAAGACUGGAGCAAGGGGCUAAUGCUUGCACCCAAAGAUCUAUUGCGUCUCAUGGGGCAUUAGCAGUUCUGCAUGGCCGGCAUUCGAGGCAUUUCAUUAAGAAGUCAGAGGUUCUAUUAGGUAGAGCAACGGAGGAUGUCAUUGUGGACAUUGACUUAGGAAGGGAGGGAAGUGGUAACAAAAUAUCUCGACGGCAGGCUAUUAUAAAAAUUGAUCAAGAUGGAUUUUUCUCCCUGAAGAAUCUUGGCAAAUGCUCAAUCUCCAUUAAUAGCAAGGAUGUGGCCCCUGGUCACUGCCUGCGACUGAAUUCUGGCUGCAUUAUUGAGAUAAGGGCAAUGCGAUUUAUAUUUGAGUCGAACCAAACUUGUAUGAAGCAGUAUUUGGAUAACAUAGGCAAGAUGUCUCACAAACAGGAGUUUCAAUCAUGAUGACAGAUGUCAACCUAGCUAGCAUGAACAGUUGUACACUUGGGAGGUGCUCGUUUUUCUGCACUUCAUGGAUUCUUUAGGUAUACCUGGUUAAGUUUUGUUUUUAAUAAAUAGAAAAUUAUUAUGAAUAUAAAUAAAUGGUUGUCUUUCAUUGGGAAAAAACAACGAAAUAAUAUAAGGACAUACAAAAAUGAACUCAGAGCACCCUAGAGCAAGGGUCUCCUAAUCUAACAAAAUAUAACAUGAGGAGUAAGAAAGGGUAUGCUGUGUUAAGUUGUUAUCUGGUAUAUGAGUUGAAAUGCGAAUUCUAUUUGUUUCACUAAUUCAGUAGGAAUUUUGUUUGAUGUUUGGUGAUUGGACGUCUUUUUCUCAAUGAGGUUUCAUUGGAUUGCUAAAGAUGGGAAGCAAUAGCAACACAUUUCUGGAGAUUAUUUUGACCGGUAACAUCAGCCAGGAGCUGUCCAACCAAAUUGUGAAGAUAUAGGUAUAUCUAUUCUUGUUCCCUACCCAACCUGGCUACGAUACCUGACUCAAACCUGCAUUCUGGUUACUCCUAUAGAAAUCCAAGUUGGAUCCGAACAUGAUGUUCCCACUUGUUGCUCUUGGAGCACCAGCUAAAGUUGCUAUCCUUUUUGAUAUAGCUAGCUUGAGGUCAAAUUAAAGGUAAUUGAUGUUGGAAGUCUUCUUUUAAACUUUCUUGUAUUUUUCGGGCUUUUGCAGCGGUUUCUUGGCUAGUCUCUGUUUAACUUCUGCAGGCCUGGUUAAUGCUAUUUAACCACAGUUUGUAAGGGCUGCUGUUCAGCUUAUAAACGUGUAUUCACAAGCUAUUUUAGCUCAUUGCAAAUCAUUGUAGUAGUGUCUUGGAUGUUUUACAGCCAUUGGUAGUUUGGUUAUAGAGUGCAGCGACCUAAAUACUAGAAAUUUUCUAAUUGGAUUACAUUGGAAGCAGAGGACACUCACCCAGUUUUGGUCCAAUGCAGUUGGGUGGGAGUCCGUUUGAGGAAAUCAAGAAUGAUUGAUAUACAAUCGUGUAUUUGCUCAAUUAUCUUGUCAAGUAGAGCAACUCACAACGAAUCAACGAGUGCCUGGGGAUGUAGAAAUGAUGGAAAAUGCUACAAGAAAGUUUUCGAGACAACUAAAACCGCAAGAUUCCCAAGAAGAAACAAAAGACGGUUUGAUUUGUCUACCAAAAUCUGAAUUUGGAUGAAGAUUGGCAUACCGGGAGGAUGAACGUUGGGAAGUUUUUACAUCGGUUAAAAUCAUAGACAUUUUCUUUGAGGUCAAACUACUUAUAGUGCUUUCAAUGUAUCAAGAAAAUAACCCAAACCCUUGUUGAUGAGAGGUUUGCUUCCCUUCAAAUUAUAAACAAAUCUUUCUCCAGUCAAUAUCCAAGAAAAUAUGGUGAGAAGGUUUCUAGAACAUUUAUUUUUGAAAUACAAACAAGUAUCAUAAAUGUUCAUACAAA